Molecule: messenger RNA, 2201 nt
Organism: Hyla sarda
Lineage: Eukaryota; Metazoa; Chordata; Amphibia; Anura; Hylidae
Gene: BLK
Product: BLK proto-oncogene, Src family tyrosine kinase
Exons: 13
Coding region: 136-1635 (499 amino acids)
Biological process (GO): innate immune response; cell differentiation; cell surface receptor protein tyrosine kinase signaling pathway
Cellular component (GO): extrinsic component of cytoplasmic side of plasma membrane
Molecular function (GO): ATP binding; non-membrane spanning protein tyrosine kinase activity; signaling receptor binding
Source: RefSeq, a predicted model, not a curated record
GUCCACGAGCCAGACGGCAGUGUACGGUGCGGAGCCACCAGUGGAGGAUACACUCACUGCAGCCACGGCCAGACACAUGGUCAUUCUCUAUGGACUUUUGUUAAUUCUAUGGACUUGUUUAACUGACCAGAGAGGAUGGGGGUGAUUGGCAGUAAGAAGCUCUCUUGGAGGAAGGAUGACCACUACAACCUGAAUUCUCCUGCCCGUCAGUUUUUCAAGCCCUCUCACCCGCCGAUUGUUCCGGCCACACGGCCUCAGCACAUUGACGCGCAAUGCAGAAUAUCACAGAAAGAAAAGAAAUUCAUCGCUGCGUUAUUCGAUUAUACCCCAAUAAAUAAUGGGGAUCUGGAGCUGCAGAAAGGAGAGAAACUGGAGGUGCUGUCAGAUUCUAGUGGUGAUUGGUGGUUGGCAAAAUCUGAACGCACCGGCAAAGAAGGCUACAUCCCCAGCAACUUUGUGACUCCUGUACAUAGACUGGAAAUGGAAAAGUUCUUUUUUAAUAACAUCACUCGAAAAGAUGCAGAAAGACAACUCUUAGCUCCAGAUAACAUCCCCGGUACAUUCCUCAUCCGUGAGAGUGAAACCAACCUAGGCACCUAUUCGCUUUCUGUCCGGGACAAAGAUCCAACGAGAGGAGAUUUAAUCAAACACUAUAAGAUCCGGAUGCUGGACAAUGGGGGGUAUUACAUCUCUCCCGCCCUCACCUUCUCCUCACUACAGGAACUUGUCAAACAUUAUUCCACCAGGCCAGACGGCUUAUGCCGCAAACUGGAGAAGCCGUGCCCGGCAUUGAUCCGAAGCAAAUGGGAGACUGACGUCUGGGAGAUCCCGCGGGAGUCUGUGAGGCUUGUCAGGAAACUUGGAGCCGGACAAUUUGGGGAAGUGUGGAUGGGUUUUUAUAAUUCCAACGUAAAAGUGGCCAUAAAGACAUUAAAAGAGGGCAGCAUGUCACCCCUGGCUUUUCUGGAAGAAGCGAACUUGAUGAAAAGUCUCCGACAUAACAAACUGGUGCAGCUAUUCGCCGUGGUCACCAAAGAACCCAUAUACAUUGUUACAGAAUAUAUGAGUAAUGGAAGCUUAGUGGAUUUUUUGAAGACGGAUGAAGGAGUGAAGCUGCGCUUUUCCAAGCUGGUAGACAUGUCGGCACAGGUGGCGGAGGGCAUGGCGUACAUUGAAAAGAAGAAUUAUAUCCACAGAGACCUGAGAGCUGCCAACGUCUUGGUGAAUGACAUUCUGUGCUGUAAAAUAGGAGAUUUUGGACUGGCGAGAAUCAUCGAUACGGAAUACAUAGCUAAGGAGGGUACCAAAUUUCCCAUCAAGUGGACGGCCCCUGAAGCCAUUAACUUUGGAGUCUUCACCAUUAAGUCUGAUGUAUGGUCUUUUGGAAUUCUUCUCACCGAAAUUGUGACAUAUGGUCGAAUUCCAUAUCCAGGUAUGACCAACCCCGAGGUGAUCCAGCUAUUAGACGAAGGCUACCGCAUGCCCUGCCCUGAGAACUGCACCGCAGAACUCUACGAGAUCAUGAUGAAAUGCUGGAGAGAAAAAUCAGAGGACAGACCAACGUUCGAGUACCUACAGUCAGUCUUAGAAGAUUUCGGGACGGCAACUGAGAAACAAUACGAGGACGAACCCUGAGAUUUCACGCCGAGCCAGGAAUUGGGCCAAUCCAUGGACUAGGACCUAAACAUUGACACUGAAUGAUUGGAGAAGACCUCCUCUACCCAACGUCCACCCACCUAAUAUGUUUGCAUACAUUUUUUAUUUUUUUUUCCUUGGACCAUACGGUUGGCACUAGGUAUAGUCAACAUGACCAACUUAUAUGUAAGGAGAUUACCAAGGGGAAAUUGGGCGGUGCCAAUGGUCUAACAAGUGUGGGGGGCCCAUAGACUACCAUGAGGAACGUCAAGUGUUGGACCUUCACCAGAAGAAGUAGGUUGCGCCAAGUUUCUUAGCAACUUUUGGCAUCCAUUGGCAAAGUAGUCGUUUAUGUCACCAUACAUCGUCCGGUGGAUUACAGACUUGGCGAGUCCAUUUGUAACCCCCGGUACUGUUAAAUACACUUUUUGGCACCCAAAAAAUAGCAGCUCCUUACACUCCGUUGUCUCCAUGAAGAAGGGCUUACAUCUUAAAGAAAUCAUACCUGAUACUUACAGGGCAUAUAGAACACUGGACCAUCUAGGGCAGUGUUUCCCAAUCAGUGU